AUGGGACUGUGCUGCUGCACACAGAAGCCAGCGAAACAAAAAAGAGAGAUCAAAAUCGGUUGUUUCGGUGUCGAUGGCGCAGGAAAGACGACAAUAUUGAAAAUGAUCAAAGGCGAAGACCCACGUGGAGUGUUGCCAACGAAUGGCUUCUCAAUGAUCGACAUGGAUUACAGCAACGAAUUCAAAAUCAAAGUUUACGAUCUCGGAGGACACGAACGAAUUCGCGACAUUUGGACCAAUUAUUAUGCAGAAGUCCAUGGAAUUAUUUACGUUGCUGACAUUUCGGAUGAAAAUCGUCUUGAUGAGAAUUACGAGACGAUACGUAAGGUACAGCUUCAUAGAGGUACUUCCAGAAAACCGUUCCUAGUGGUACUGAACAAGAAAAAACCAACGGAAAUGGACGACUUUGACUUCUCGAGAAAUGCCGAUCUCAAUGAGAAUGGCUCAGCACACGGUCAGAUGAUCUUCAUAACACACGUCAACCAGUACAAGGGCGAGAUAUUUGGAACGAUUUUUGCUGAUGGCCUCUUUCAACCAUCUGAGAAUACUUCGCAUAGAUUGUGA
Haemonchus placei is the source of this 564-nucleotide messenger RNA. The record is from the annotation of a GenBank genome assembly. NCBI's taxonomy places the organism in Eukaryota, Metazoa, Nematoda, Chromadorea, Rhabditida, Trichostrongylidae.